GUUUCUAACGUUCAGCAAUAUGAAAGGACUGCUGAUUAUCUUUUUGGCUUACGUAGUCUUUGUUAGUGCAGCUAACAAAAAUAACAAAAAAGAUGUCAAUAAACGAAGCUACUUAUUUCCCUCCGAUGAUUUAGUACAAGGAAUAGACUACCAAGCUCCUUACUCAACAUAUUCAUCAGCUAUUUCAGCUCCAGGAUCCAUAAUUAGUUCAGCUCCUCUAUCAUCCGGUUAUUUAACACCAAUAUCAACUUCUCGGUCAGCGUAUGUAUCACCAAUUUCAACAGCUGAUUCAGUUUCAUUCUCAAACGCUGGUUUGACUUCUUAUCCAGCAAUUGACACAUCAGUAUAUUCUCCUUCCAUCUCAUCUGUUGGUUCGAGUUAUUAUCCAACAGUUGAUUCGGGUUUAUAUCAAUCCGCUCCCGUCUCCUCAGUUCGUUUGCAAUCAUAUACAGCAGCUGAAUCACCUUCUGUUUCUUAUGUUCAACCCCAAUACAAUGUGAUCAACAAAAAAGUUCCUGUGUACGUUUCCAAACCAGUACCUUACGAAGUAACGAAAACAGUAAAAGUUCCAACUCCUUAUAAAGUAACCGUUCCUAAGCCCUACGCUGUGCCAGUAAAAGUAAAUGUACCAGUGGAAAUACCAAAGCCAUACGAAGUAAAAAUUGAACACAAAGUACCUGUUCCAGUAGCCGAAAGAGUACCAAUAGAAAUUCCAAGACCAUAUCCAGUUUACAAAACUAAGAAAGUUCCAGUGGAAAUUGAAAAGCCCGUCUACGUCAAAGAGAAAAUAGAAGUACGUUAUCCAGUUCCAAAACCAUACCCUGUGGAGGUACCUAGCGCCGUCCGUGUUAAAGUACCACAACGAAUUCUUAUCAAAGAGCCUCAAUUUGUGUCCUCAGUAGGUACAUACGAUAACGCGUUCAGUGUACCAAACUUUGUCUAUGGAAAAUCAGUCGAUAAUGCAUAUAUACCAACUUCAUAUGGUAAAACCAUUUUAUCAUCUUCAUCAGCAGCAAAAUCGCUUGAUGAUUCCAUUUCAACAAGUGUACAAGAAAGUGCCGCGAUUGGACAAACUCUUACUCAACUUUCGGAACAAUCUUUGAUAUCAGGCCAAACAGGUUAUGAUCAAGCAGUCCAAGGUUUUGGUGGUCAAUCCUUCGGAAUAGAUCAGGGAUUCCAAACUGGUUUCGGUGGAAACUAUUUCCCAGGUCUCCAGCAAACUUCUGAUUUUUCUGUUGACGGGCUCCAAUCGUAUGAAGAUUAUAGAAAAACACACCUAUCUAAUGGAGUUAUAAACGAUGAAAAGGAAUCUGUUUCUGUAGAAGCAAAAUCUGGAGAUUUAGACAAAUCAAACGUGGAGGGCGGAAAUGACGCCGUUGAAUCUACAGAAAAUAGUACACCAACUCCAGUUAGUGCAACUGAAAGCGAAACUGAAUCAUCAGAAGGAUUCAAUAGUGAUGAAUCCACAGUGCCAUCUCAAACUACUGAUAUUUUGUGAAAAGUCAAAUCUAAAUACGCAAAGUUAUGAAUUUAUAUUUUUUAAAUGAAUUUAUUUGUGUUGAUAAUUGUAAUACUGUUUUAAUUAAAAGAUAUAUCUCUUUAUAUUUA
Molecule: messenger RNA, 1608 nt
Organism: Diorhabda carinulata
Lineage: Eukaryota; Metazoa; Arthropoda; Insecta; Coleoptera; Chrysomelidae
Exons: 5
Coding region: 20-1498 (492 amino acids)
Source: RefSeq, a predicted model, not a curated record